Spirodela intermedia is the source of this 6154-nucleotide messenger RNA. The record is from the annotation of a GenBank genome assembly. NCBI's taxonomy places the organism in Eukaryota, Viridiplantae, Streptophyta, Magnoliopsida, Alismatales, Araceae.
AUGGAUAUGGGUAAUUUCAGGGCGUUGUACCCUCUGGUGCACUUGCUGGUGGCGCUGUGCGUCCACUGGGUCGCUGAGGAGAUGACGGUGUCCGUGCUUGUGGACGUCACGACCGGCGCGCUUUGCCCCGGCGAGGAGACCUCCUGCCCCGAGGCCAUCUACCUUACUGGGAUCCAGCAAACAGUAAGCCGUCGACUGCCUGUUCUCUGCUCCUCUCUCCCCUCUCCGCAUAACGCGUCGCUUCGUUUACUGGGGAUUGUGAGACGCUAAACUUUUCGGCCUUGAGGGUAGCGUCUGUGUUGAUGGUUUGCCAUUGGACGUUAUUUAUUUAUUUUCAAUCUCUUGAUUGAACCUGUAGCUUAUGGUUUUGUUGCCUCUCCUGAGGAUGAUGGUGUGCUUCUUUGAGACAGAUUUCUCUUUUGUCUUGAAGGUCGUAGGAAUUUUCAAGAUGGUGAUGCUCCCUUUAUUGGGUCAGCUCGCAGACGAGUAUGGGCGCAAACCAUUGCUCCUUAUCACUAUGUCUACAUCCAUAUUUCCGUUUGGUAUGAGUCUUGCGACAUCAGAUCUCUCUCCCCAGUGAACCUCUCUUGGCUCGCUUUCAUAUCUAUGGGACUCUCUUGGUUUAAACUCUGACCUUGGCGAUGCCUUCCCCUACUUAAUUCUCAAUUAUGGUACUUAAGAUUUGAAUGCAAUUUCUUUUCAAUCCUCUCAAGAUGAGCUUCUACGUGACUUCUUUUAUUGGGCUCCUCAAGUAUUGUUUUGUCUAUCUUUAUUCACGUUACAAAGGUCUUACAGGUAUGCACGAGGUGUAGACUUUAUGCACUGUAUUAUUAUGUUAUGCCUGAUGUCUAUUGCUGAAGAAUAUAUUUAUCUCAGAAGCUUAUUCCCUGUUUAAUGCACUCUGUUCCAACAAAGUAUACGAAUGCUAAAAUAGUAGGUGCACUGUGCUUCAUGCCUUCUACUUUUACUAUACUGUCUAUUUUUUUUUAACUGAGAGUUUAUCGUUUUUCAUUUACAGCUGUACUUGCCUUGAAUGCAUCAAGGACAUCUGUCUACGUGUACUACGUUCUUCGCACAAUUUCUUUUAUCAUUAGUCAAGGAAGUAUAUUCUGUAUAGCUAUCGCUUAUGCGGUAAGAAUCUUGCCUGAGGUGCUAAUUCAGUAUUUACGAAAGUAAUGACUAAUCUGCGUUUACAAUCCUUAUUGCAAAAAUCUGUUAACUGUGAUUUGAUGGAUGAAUCAUGAUGAUGAUAAUGAAUUUUGCUUUAGAUCAGCAUACUCUAGGAGGUCCCAGUCCACCGUUUCCAACUCUUCAGUCCAAUCACACUAUGGAGGCUUAAGCGAUUUUUUUAUUAUUUCGUCCAGUCACACCGGAUUUCAUUCAUUGCAACCAGCUGCAUCAUUUUACUACACUGAUAUCUUUUAGUAGUGGCAAGGCAUCUGCAUUGGAUUCGAUCUACUGGACUAGGACCAGAAAAAUGUUGCCAUUCAGACCGAGUUUAUGUCACAUUGAUGAACUCGUUGCUAUCGUGUCCUGCUGAAUUCUCAUGGAAUUGUUGUAACAAGUCUUCAAUUUAUUAGGCAGAUCUGAUUGAAAGCAGUAAGAGGGCCGGAGCUUUUGGAUGCAUCACUGGGCUGUUCUCUGCUUCCCAUGUGGUGGGAAAUUUUCUGUCUCGAUUCCUUCCAGAGGAGUACAUUUUUGUGGUAUGAUCAUGUUCCUUGAAUAGACUUAUUAUUUAAAUUUUCUCUCUUGAUUUUUUCAUCUCACUGGGAAUGGUGAACAUUCAGGUGUCAAUAAUUCUAUUGGUCUGUUCCACAAUUUACUUGAAACUGUUUCUGGUCGAAACAGUUGACAUGACUUCAAGGCCAAGCCAGCGUGAACCAUGUUUUCAGAUGACUUGGAGGAUCUUACAGCAGCGCUGGACCUCAAUGAGAGAUACUGUCACUGUGUUGACCACUAGGUUUGUUUCCAAGUUACUCUAUUGCCUGAAGCUGGAAAUGAUUUUCAUGUGCACUAUUACCUGGUGACUUUUAUCAUCUUGCCCUGUUAUGCUUUUGAGAUGAGUGUUCUGGUUCUGUCAGUAUUUAAGAUUAUGUCUUUUCUCUCCUGCUAUACACAGAGGGGAUGUUGUUAAAUUAACACUAUAAUGUAUUGGAAGAAAAAGGAAUUUUGGCAACGUACUGCAAUAAUCAUAUGUCAAGAAAUCGACUCAGAUCAUAAUAAAUUCGAAGAAUUGUAGAUGGAUAUGGCACAAACUGAAUUCAUCUAUAUUAUAGUAUAUGUGCUGAUUAUUAUUAUUAGAAUUGAAUUAUGACCUCCUAAAUAAGCCCUGUGAUGCUUUUCGAAGUUGAUAUAUUGUCCUACAGCAUGGGGUAGCUUCAAGUCCUGGGAUCAAUGGCAUUGCUGGGGCUCAUAACUUUCCUUUGAUUUCAUUAUUUCGCGAUAAAUAUAAAAAGUAUAGUUACUUAUUUUUGGUAUUUUAUUUGCAUGACAUUGCAUUUUUACUUGAUCGAUGUCAAUAGAAUGUCAUAAUCCAUUGAAUCUGGCAUCAUCAGCAUCAGUCUUGCCUACCUCGGUGGGCUUAGAGAAUCUCAAAAUGAGUGUUGCUGGCUUGUCAUGAGUACAGAGAAUUGGUAUAAGAAAAAAACAAUCAGGUGUCAAACACGAAAAGCAUAACAAAUGACUGAUGAACUGAUGAACAAAAAUAUAACUGAUGAACAGCUCUUGCUGAAUUACAUCUUUCUUCGUUCUGUGGAGAGUAGAUAUGCAUUUUUAAAUGUCUACUUCUUUAUAUUCAGCAGCAUCGUCUUCAGAAACAACAACACAUUUCAUUUGUCUGAAUUAACCUGAUCAUUUUUCUUGGCUAAAAUUCUCUGUUUUACUUCACAGUCAGACACUAAAGCGGAUUUCUUUCAUAUCCUUUUUCUAUGAGUUGGGGAUGUCUGGCAUCAGCAGUGUCCUGCUGGUAUGUUUUCUGCUUCCUUUCUCUUCAGGCAUGAUAAAAGAUUAAGAAACAUAUGGCACGAGUCUUUGUCAACAUAAAUGUGAUGUCCUCCAAUGCAACAUGCAGCAUGCGGUUUAAUGCUCGUGAUUACAGCUGUAAUGUUUUUUAUGUUUUCAUUAUCAUUUUGAUGGGGCAAAAUGAUUGAAAAUGGAUUAUUUUGAUUUCCAUAUCCAGAAAAAAAAUUGGAAUAAAGUAUUAAAACAUGGGACGUAUUUCUGGUGCAACCAUGCUUCCUCCCUUUUGCUGGGGUGGCGGCAAAGGACAGACCAUUCAUGCUCCUUUGUUCUCCCCCUUUACUCUGAUAUUAUCCAUUGCAUUAGUUAUGCCACAGUUUCUCCAAGACGAUUGGCACUGCGGUUUGGUAGAGUUCAUCUAACCUGUCUCCAGCAUGCUGCUGGAGAACAUACAGAAGGGACACCCUGGUGAGCCAAUCGCAUCUGUUGAUCGCCCACUUGGGUUUGGUUCUUGUUGCCCAAAAGCUCUGCUUGCUACUACUUUCAAGUUUCUCUUGCUUACAUUUGUUGAUGGCAACCCAUGAGACUAAGCCGACCUGACAGCUCACUGCUUGUCCCUUUUGCAGGACAGCGGUAACCUUGAAUCAGAGCUGUUCUCUCCUAGCCCCAUCAUUCUCCUUUCACAGGGCAUGAUUCCCCAGGCCAUCUGUACCUCUUCCACCUGCCAUUAGCCUUUCUUUGCUUAGCAGACGACUGGAUCUUUUUUUUAUUUAUGCAAACAGCCUCCAAAGGAAUCCCAUGUUACCCUCAACUAAAUUGUUAUUCAUACGAAUAAUCUUUUUAUGUCCGCUGUGAUAGAUCAGCCUGUGGGCGGGCUACUUAGUUUUUUAUGUUGAACUUUAAUGGGACUUGACGUAUUUGCGUUUCUUCAGUAAAAAUGAAUAACUGUUUGACACAACUUAUUUCCCUGCAGUAUUAUCUCAAGUCGGCUUUUGGAUUCAACAAGAAUCAAUUCUCAGAAAUCCUAAUGGUUGUUGGAAUUGGCUCCAUAUUCUCUCAGGUUCUGCUCAUGAAUUUUCUUGCAAUUACUGCAUCAUCUCUUGAUAGCUGGUGAUUUACCUUUCACAUUCCUCUUUCCGGAGACGCUCAUUUCUCAUCUUUAAUCGCCCUCUGGAGUUUGGAUUAGUUAUCUUGCAUACUUUUAAAGAAAAGUGAUUCGUGCUCCUCUUUCUUCUAUCUUUAAAUUAUGUUCCGGUUCAUCUAAUCCAGUUUCUGCACUGAUCAAAAUGAAAAAAAAAAAAUCUAUGUUCUAGAGAAAUCGAAUGAACUAGGCAUAGUUGCGGAUAAAAUUGUUCCCAUAGAUGCCUACUCGAUUCCAGUUGAAAUACUGAUAAUAAUAAUAAUAAUAAUAAUAAUAAUAAUAAUAAUAAUAAUAAUAAUAAUGAUAAUAAUGAUAAUAAUGAUAAUAAUAAUAAUAAUAAUGAUAAUAAUAAUAAUAAUAAUAAUCCGAUUGUGGUUGGAACUCACCUAAUGUCCUAGGGUAUUCAUCCGGUAGGACUUCAUCCGAUUAUUAUUAUUAUUUCCAUCAUCAUCGUCAUCAGACUGAAGUGCCUGUGUGGCUAUUUUUUUGUAUGCUUCAGAUUCCAUCUGCAGAAUGGAAAUAUUAUCAACAAUCAUUUUCUUAAUAAUUGUUCUGAAAAUGUUUAUUGGACUUUUGAAUUUAGAUCAUCUUGCUUCCUCUUAUCAAUCCCUUCAUCGGAGACAGAGGGGUACUAUUCGCCGCUUUGAUUUCAUCACUUGCCUACGUAAGUCUGAUCAUACAGAACACUUGAUGCUCCACGGACUAAUUGCAGCAGAAAUUCUCUCUAACGCAUCUCAUGUUUUCAGGGCUUGCUCUAUGGUCUUGCAUGGGCCCGUUGGGUAUGUUCUCUGCACCAUUUCAGAUAUUUCCUUGGUUUACUAUUCAAAUUUAGGGGCACCAUUUGAAGAGCUGAGAUCUCUUAGGGAACACACAGGCGAAUUUGAUUUUAUUAGGCGUUUACUUAAUUUCCUCUAAUUUCUUUGGCCUUCAAGAUGGACCCGAUGGCUGGCAUAUGGGAGAAAUUGUCAAAGCCUCUAUUAUCUCUGUACUAGUUUAUUCUUUUCUCUAGAGCAACAGGUAGGAGGGUCCUCCUUAGGUUUUGAAAAAAGAUUGCCUUUUUAUGGAGAAAGAGAAAGGUGAAAGUUUAAUUAGUGCCCAAGUGAAGUAGAAACCCUUACAAAAACCCCUUUUUUUCUGGGCUUGAUUCGUAAUUUUCCCAUUAUUUUUAUGUGCAACCCUAACAUCAGAAGUCUCUUGCAGGUGCCUUACCUCAGUGCCUCGUUUGGAGUUGUGUAUAUCCUCAUGAAACCAGCUGUAAGUAACCUUGAGACAAGGUUUAGCCCAGAAACCGUGUCUUAGAAUGCUCCGCCAUACAAGUUUUUGCUGUUUUUGGGGUCCUUCGGCAGCCUUAGUCGUAUAUUUUAUUUGCACUAUGCUUUACUCAGUAUAUUUGAUCGAUAAAUGAGUCUGCCCGUUGACUUUUUUCGCCGUUUGACUUUUGGGUUUGGUUUUUCUGUCCGGAACAGACAUACGCAAUCAUCUCAAAGGCGACCGUCUCGGAUAACCAGGUUCGUCCUCCGCUGCACUCUCAUUCACCACCUCUUCUUCUUCUUCUUCUUCUUUUUCUUCUUCAUCUGAUGUUGUCAAGCUGGUGGCUCCCAGGGGAAGGCGCAAGGGUUCGUUGCCGGAGUUCAGUCUGUGGCAAGCUUUCUCUCUCCUCUGGUGAUGAGCCCCCUCACCUGUGAGUUCUCUCUCUCUCUCUCUCUCUCUCUCUCUCUCUACCCACUUGAUUGAGGUUCUGCUGUAUCUCCAUCCUAUAUCCUCUCCUAGUAACACAAUUGUCGUCGUGUUUUCCCCUGUUUCAGCCCUGUUCAUAUCGGACGCCGCUCCGUUUGACUGCAAGGGCUUCAGCCUCAUCUGCGCAUCCGUCUCCAUGGUACCCUACCUCUUUCUCUCUCUCUCUCUUCCUUUCUCUCUCUCUCUCUCGCUAUAGCUCACUCCAUGGUUUGUCAUGGUGGGCGGGGGGUGCAGGUGAUCGCCCUCUGCCAUGCUUGUUAUCUGACGCCGGAAGAGCCUGGGCCAGAGGGGUCCAUCGAAGCUCCGCUUCUCUCCUGA